This is a messenger RNA of Pocillopora damicornis (cauliflower coral), 8658 nucleotides long. RefSeq lists its product as uncharacterized. The record is from RefSeq and is a predicted model, not a curated record. Gene Ontology annotation, molecular function: protein binding. Lineage: Eukaryota; Metazoa; Cnidaria; Anthozoa; Scleractinia; Pocilloporidae.
AGUGCAAUUAAUUGAGUCAAUUCUUAUCACACCAAUGGUUUGCGAAAAGGGACAUCAUCUUGGGUGUCUUUGUUCGAUGUAAUAAAAGGUAACUUCGACAGCAAGGUCGUGGAUAACGAAUUUCACUGAAAGGCCCGGAGUGACAACGCUUGGAUAUUUCAAGUUGUUACUGCAAAUUACUCGAACUCAAGAGCCAAAAAACCACAUCUAUUAGUGACUCCUUGAGGAAUCUAUCGUAGAGACGCAACAACGAAUUUCCUACUGUCGUAUCCAUAUUGUUUCGAAUUUCCUGGCUUCAAAGUUCACGCAGUUAUUCGAACGAACACAUGUAGUGGCUGGAAGACCUGCGAUCGAGGCGCCAUGAAAUGAAACGACAUGCUUUCGUGAAGAAAAGUAAAGUUCCUUCGUUAAAACACGAUGACCAUGGAUAUGUAUUUGGAGUUAACAGUUGGGCCUAUUACCGUCAAGGAGUGGCGCUGCAGUGCCUGGGUCGGCAUGCGGAUGCACUUGGAGCCUUUGCGUCUGCGCUUGCGCAGGAUGACAAAAGCCCUCAACUGCUGAACUCUCUGACUGAAGCCGCGAUGAAGUCCCCACUGAGAGCUACCCUCGAGCCAAUCUACAGCCAGCUGAAAGGCAUGAAACUUGACAAGAGCGCCUUUGUAAUGAUAUCAGUUAUCGGACAAGAACUUCUUUCUGUCGGACAUGUAACAGCAGCCAUAGAUUGCCUCGAAGCUGCUUUGAAAGUUGGAACUUGCGGUUUACGUCUCCGGGGCUCUGUCAUCUCGGCUUUAAGUACAGCUUAUUGGAAACUUGGAAAUCUAAAGAAGGCCAUGGAAUACAUGAGACAAGAUCUAGAAACGUCACAGUCUUUGAACGACAAAGGUGGAGAAUGCAGAGCUUAUGGUAAUCUUGGUGGAGCAUAUUACUCACAACGAAUGUUCAAGGAAGCUGUGGAGCAUCAGAGAAGUCAGCUGGAUAUUGCUUUGACAAUUAAAGAUCGUAAAACCGCCGCGAGUGCCUUGAGUUCUUUAGGGCAUACACAUGUUUCGAUGACUGAUUACACAAGUGCUAUCUCAAGUCAUAAACAAUCAAUGCAGAUCUAUAAGGAGUUGAAAGACAGACAAGGCGAAGCGAGAGAACUAGGAAACAUUGGCGCUGUGCAUGUCUUGUUAUCGGAUUAUGACAAUGCAAUAAAAUAUCAUCAAGAACAUUUGAAAAUUGCGGUUGAGCUGGGAGACAAGGCAGAAGAAGGCCGGGCGUACAGCAACCUAGGAAGUGCUUUCCAUUACAAGAGAGACUUCGACAAAGCAAUCCAGUUUCACAAGCAGGUCUUGGACGUGGCGAAGAAGACCAAAGAUUCUUUUAUGGAAGCGAGGGCGUAUGCUGGCCUAGGACAUGCUCUGAGAUGCAAAGGUGACUUAGAUCAGGCAGUGUCUUUUCACGAAUAUCAACUUGCCUUGGCGAUCAAACUCAAAGAUCGAGCGACCGAGGGGAGAGCGCUUUCCAACCUGGGAGUUAUUUUCCAGCAGAGGGGGCUUUAUGGACAAGCCCUAAAACUUCACAAAAAACACUUGGCUAUUUGUAAAGAGUUGGAGGACCGAGCGGGACAGGGGCGAGCCUACGGGAAUAUGGGCUGCGCUUACAGCGCUUGUGCGCGGUAUGAACAAGCUAUUAAGUUCCAUAAACAAGAACUGAUGAUUUCCAAAGAAGUGAACGAUCGGUCGUCAGAAGCCUGCACGCAUGGAAAUCUUGCAGUGGCUUAUCAAGCGAUUGGAAGUCUCGACAAGUCAUUGAAACAUUAUCAACAACACUUAGUUAUUUCACAAGAAAUCGGUGAUCAGUCAAAUGAAGCCAUCGCUUUGAGCAAUUUGGGGAAUUACUACAGUUCUUGCGGAAAUUUCACUAAAGCUAUUCCUUUCUACGAAAACUUUUUGUCCGUCGCGAGACAUAUGCGGGAUCGUGUGAGCGAGUGCAAAGCUUGUCACAAUCUGGGAUUCGCGCAUUACUCGUUAGGCGGUCACCUAGAUGCUGUACCUUAUUACGAGAGAAACAUUGAAAUAGCCAAAGAUCUGGAAGACAGGACAAGCUUAGGAAGAGCAUAUUGUAAUCUAGGACUGGCUUACAGUGCAAUCGGCAAACAAGAGAAAGCGUUGGAGUGUCAGAAAGAAUUCCUAACUGUUUCACAGGAGGCCAUGCAAGUCCAAGGCGAAUUUAAAGCUUGCGGAAACAUUGGUGAUAUUUAUGUGACACUGGGUAACACAAAUCAGGGAAUACGAUUUUUCCAGGAACAACUACAAGUCGCAAAGAAGGCGCAGGAUGCUGCUCUGGAGAGCGAAGCGCACGGAGCCUUGGGUAGCGCUUUUAGGACUGCACGUGAUUUUGAUAGGGCGUUGGUUUGCUUUCAAAAAGAGUUAGAACUGAGAAGAACGGUGCAUGAUUCUGUUGGUAUUUGCAAAGCGUUAAGCAAUCUCGGCUCAGUUCACAGCAGCUUACAACAGUAUAAUGAUGCUUUUGUGUCCUAUUCUGAAGAGCUUUCCAUCGCAAAUGAACUUGAUGACUGUAUUCUCCAAGCAGAAGCUUGUGGUAACCUGGGAAUCACAAAAAUGAACACUAAAGAUUAUCAAGAGGCGCUGGGAUUUUUUGAACAGCAGAUCGCCACGUUGGAACAGGUUACAGGUGCCUUGCUUGAAAGCGGCCGUGCAUAUGGGAAUCUGGGUGAGUGUUACCACGUGCUGGGUGACCAUGAAGAAGCCGUAAAGUUUUACGAUAAAUAUCUUGCCGCUGGGCAACAAAUGGAGAGUGCUGCUGACCAGGACAAGGCCUACCGCGGACUAGGGAACGCGCACAGGACAAUGGGAAAUCUGCAACAAGCUCUUGUGUGUUUCGAGAAGAGAUUAGUGGUGGCUCACGAGUUGACUGAUUUCCAUUCCAAAGGGACAGCUUACUGCGAGUUGGGAAAUAUGCACAAGAUUCUUGGAAACUACGAGCAAGCCCUUGCAUGUUUCGAGCAACAGUUGUCCUUGGCGAGGGAGUGUAAUGAUGCCAUUAAUGAAGGAGACGCCCUCUGUGGACUGGGGCUGGUGAACCAGAAGAUGGGGGAAUACGAAAAGGCGUUGAAACUACACGAACAAGAGACGACAGUCGCCGAGAAACAAAAGGACCUCGGCCGCCGCGGUCGGGCGUCAUUUCAUCUCGGCAUGACGCACGAAAUUCUCGGAAAUUACGAACAGGCGGCAAUCUACCAAGGCCAACAUCUAAACAUCGCCUCGCAAAUGAACGACCAAGCAGCGAAAGCGCAGGCAUACAGUUCACUAGGAAGAACGCAUCAUGCCCUGGCAAAUUAUUCCCAGGCUAUCUCGUACCUCAACAAAGGCCUUGCGAUCGUAGAGGCUCUAGGGAGGAGUGAAGACGAGGCGCGAAUACGUCAUCGAUUAGGUUUGUCAUAUUUGGCAGCCAAUCAGCUGGACGCAUCGCAGCUGCAUCUUUUCCGCGCGGCGGAGUUAUUGGAGAAAUUGCGCGAAGAAGGUAUUAGUAGUGGCGAGUAUAAAUUGUCUUUGUAUGAACUUCAAGCUGCGACUUACCAAGUUUUACAGCGAGUUUUAGUUACUAUGGGCAACCAUGAGGAGGCGUUGGCGGUCGCCGAGCGAAGUCGGACCCGAGAUUUUAUCGAUUUGCUUCAAGAACGACAAGGAAGUAAUCGAUCAGAGAACGGAAUUUCGAAGUAUUUGGAGAAUCCGUUGACGACACCUGAACAAAUCACAGACUUGGUACGCAGUCAAAAGGCAAGUGUCUUGUACUAUUCCAUAGCCGCAGGACACUUGUACAGCUGGCUCAUCACUCCGAAUAAAGGAAUUGUGAAGUUUCACGACUCUCUUCUCUCGGAUGGAGACCAUGACAAUGAAGUGUCAGUUGACUUAGAUCAAAGUAGCAGCGCAGCCUACUCGCACACCUCUACUCUGUUAGAUUCGUACAUCACGCAGGUACGCGAUGCUCUCGGAGUUGAACCGCAUUUAAAUUUGAAUCGCACGACUAGCAUGUCCGAGAGUGAAGUUGAAGACACCUGGGAAAGAGACAGUGUGUUCAGCGCGAGCCCACUGUCGUACAUGUCAGGGGAUGAUGAUGAUACCAUAAGUGUGUCGUCAUUGUCAUUUGGCGGUCACAGUUUCCGGUCAAACCCGAGGAGCAGCUUCUUGUCAGCGAGGAACGUCCGAAAAUUAAAUGGGGUAAGAAGUAGCAACAAGAAGCUCGGCUGGUCGGGAAAGCCACCGCUUCGUGCUUUGUACGAGCUCUUGAUUUCUCCCAUGGAAGACGCUUUACCUGCUUCUUCGUCCUUCGAAAGCGAAGAUUCCUCACUUGCGUUGGUUCUCCAAGGUGAUCUGUACCUGGUGCCGUUUCCUGUCUUAAAAGGGAGCCUUUCUAAAGAUUAUCUUUUCCGUCGGUUUAGGCUUAUCGUUGUUCCUUCAUUGCAAGCUCUCGCCUCGAACAUCAAGACUCUCAUGUUGAGGAAAAGUGGACUCGAUACAUCUUCGGUAACGAUCAUCGGAAACCCGAAGGUCCCGACGACGUUCGGACAAUGGGAAUCGAACCCGAGCGCUGAGCACGAAGCUAAGAUCGUGGCGGAACUCUUCAACACGAAACCGCUACUCGGCAGUGUUGCGACUAAGAGCGAAGUCGUCCGAAAGUUGCCGAAGGCGGAGUGCAUUCAUUUUGCUACUCAUGUGUCUUGGAAACUAUCAUCUCUUAUUCUUUCGCCGCAGAAUUCCGAUGACAAAUCGAUCACGCCCGCAGGAUCACCCGAAAGAGCGAGUCUGGACUUUCUUGGUGACAUGAGUCCUGACGAAGCACCGGCUUUGUCUGAAUUCCUUCUCACAGCAGCCGAUAUCUUAGACCAGAAAUUAUCAGCAAAACUCGUUGUUAUUGGCGCUGCGCACAACCACUCGUCGCGCAAUCGGAUUACAUCGGAUGGUGUGAUCGGAUUAACGAGAUCAUUCCUGUCGGCUGGAGCACAGAGUUUGUUGGUUGCCCUGUGGCCUGUCCCAGACCUGGCGUGCAAGUUGCUUCUGAAAGCGUUCUACGGCGGACUCCUUCAAGGAAUGAUGGCGAGCCAAUCUCUGUGUCAGGCCAUGCAGGUAGUUCAGGGAACAAAGCAGUUUUCACAUCCGUCAAACUGGGCUGGAUUUAUCCUUGUUGGUGGAGACACAGCUCUGACGAAUAAAGAAGCUCUGAUGAGUAGCGCCAUUUCCAAACUGUUAGAUAACCCUGUGAACUGCCGAGAUGCACUGAAAGUUCUUGUUCAUCUGGUGGACAAGGCGCAACAGCGGAUACGUUCAGGUCAGCGGUCGUCCAUGUACACAGCGGAUGCAAGCAUCAAUGCCAAAGUCAAGGGAGCCAGCGGUUGGCGAGAAUUGCUCAAGCUUCUUGGUUUCCGGUUUCAGAAGGCUGCUAACGGACUUCCGGACUCCGUCUUCUUUCCAACAGUAUCCAGUGGUGUGGCAGACAAGCUGGCUGAUGCAAGUAACCAUUUACACGCUUUGCUGGGUCUGAGUCCCACCACUUUGCAGGCUCUGGCCAAACUCGUGAAUGCACGCACAGUGAACACAGCUUUAGUGGCUCUGUUCAGCCAGGUUUUGUCAUGUUUCGCCCAAGGAAUGAACAACGUACAGGUGCCUUUAAAUCUCAAGUUAUGGCGCACUUCCGGCUGUCACGAGCUGCUGGCUUCUCUCGGUUUUGAUCUGAUUGGCGUGGGCAAAGAUGAAGUGAUGCUUCGAUCCGGCAAAGCGAACAGCAGACGUGCUGUACAGUGUACUGUGCAGGCCUUGUGUGCUCUCACAGAUUCAGAAAAUCCUGCAGAGAAGGAAGAUCCUACCUUUAAACUCUCCAAGGUCCAUUCCGCUUCAACUGUCAUCUCCAACUUAUCUCUCAAAUCAGCUUCUAUCGACUCGGAUCUUGACACUAAGUCUAAAGAUGUGGACCACAGUUCCAACGAUGUUAGCAAUUCAAGGGGCAUUAGUAAGGGUUCCAAAACCAGCAUCACCUCCAGGCCAGUGAAAACUGAGGCCCAUCCUUCAAACGAGUCGAUUAACUCGGCAGCAGUUGCAGAAGCCGAAAGAAGAAGCUUUCGAGCUCUUUCCAAAUCACAGCCUCUGCUUGUAAAUAGGAAUCAUCCAAACGCCGUAAACUCCUAUUCAGGUUUCAACGGACACGUGCGCAGUGCCAAUAAGCAACAUACAACUUCAUCCGUCGUAGAUCACUCGCGAAAUUCUUCAGUCGCCGACCCAUCCGACUCAGACGUCGAUAGUUAUUCGGACAUUGUCGGUCAGCGCGCGCCAUUAAAUCGGCAUACAGUCGAUCUUACGGAGGAUAUCUCAGUUUCAAAUGGUGUCUCGCCCACAUGGGUAACUAAUUCCAAUCAAAAUGGGAAUGUAGUUACAUUUCCAGUACAACAACGUCGGGCUAAGGAAAACCCAGCAAGGAGUGAAAAACAGGUUUUGCCGAGUACACCGAAACAAAGUCACGAGCCGGGUACGAAUGGUACCAGACAACCUAUAUCCGGGUAUCUACCUAAUGCUUCUGAUAUCAAUGGGGGGAGGGUACGCCGAGGAGGGUCUCUGAAUGAUGAAGGUUACCCCCGAGGAAGGCCCCAGGGAAGAAGUGUGAGCGAGAGCCAGGAACCUGUAUCUAAAAACGGACCUUUUAGCCGACCUAAGUCAAUACCUAGGCAGGGAGAGAAUGGAUCGAGCGAUGAGGAGGAAACUACGCAUGCUCGUGACAGACGUUGGGCGAAGAGUAGUACAGACUUAAGAACUCAUCGUGUGGUAUCUGCCAUUGAUAUUAGUGGAAAUGGUAAAGUUAAUCGAACUGGGCGUUUAAGGGUUUCUAGUGUGGAUUUACCAGUCAGAGAUGGAGCUCUGAGGUCCUCAAGUCAAAGUACUGCACCAUUAAGAAAUGGUGAGUUUAAAACGAAUCACGCUGAUCAGCUUGCAGCCGAAAUGCAACAGGGACGAAAAGAAUCCCUAGAGGGGAGGAGACAGUCGCUGCAGAAGUUUCACGAUGAUUCUCAGUCUUCUCAAGAUAGUACUGACUACGAGUCUCGUCAGACUAAAGCAGAGUGGGCAGCGGCUGCCCUUAUGAAUAAUCACAUGACACGUGAGCCGACCCAACCGCUGGCCAACAAAAAAACAUCCCCGCAGUCACUUGAGAUGAAAGACAUAGGAGCGGAAAAGAGGAGACUGAGGCGAGAGCAUUUGGCAAACUUGGCUCAUCUCCACUCCUCCUCCUGCUAGCACUGGCUGACACGGUGGAACUCGUAUUACCGGGGUUGAUGUGAACUAGCAGAGUAUAUUUUUUAACAGUUUCGUAUCUUAAACAAGAAAGUGUUCCCAAAUAAUCUGAACCAAAUUGGUUCUCUACGUCGAAAAGCAAUUUGGAGCUGUCGAGUAUUGCACUGGUUCUCAGUGAUCUAUUUUGAAAAUCGUAUUUUGAAAUCUGUUCAAAAUUUUCAAGCCCCGUCGCCAAGAGGUAGCGUUGAAUAUCAGUUUACUGCUAGAUGUAAAAAGACAUUUUCUAUUGUUUACGUCUAAAUUUAUGAAAACACCAACAGCCAAUUUCGAUGUAAGUUUUACUUACUAUAAUUAACUUUUCUUCAGACGAGUCUAUCACAAUAGUGUGUUAUAAUUUAGGAAAAAUGGAGAAUUCUAAAGGAGACGACUCUUUCGCUCGACCGAACGUGUUAUGCAACUUUGAGAGAAUAAUUAAGGUAAACACCCCUCUCGCUUCCUUCAGGCUACCUUAGUAUUUAAUUUUGUCCCCAGGUCUUAACUUAUCCCACAAUUUUUUGACCGUUUAGUCUGAGAACGAAGACACUAUUGCGCAAAGUCUUCUUGUGCAUUGACUUUUAGAGGUAACGACAAAGUAUUUCAGCCGUUCUGGUGCUAACCAUCGUUAGACAUAUCCAACAGUUAACCCCUCAGUUAAUCUUGAUUUGUGAAUAUUUUUGCUGAAACUGAAAGGUAGCAAGUCUAGAUCUUGUGCCAAAAAUAGUAAGAACAUCGUGACGCCGUUGGUGUGUACUAUUUUCGGUCACGCAACAUUGUGUGACUCAAGCAUUCUCACGUCAACUUGCUUCCUUUUAGUUUAUUACCUUCCCUUAUGCUAUUGUAGAAUUAUGACAAGCCCUAGAUAAAUAUUGUCAAGUGGUUCAUGACGGUCAAUUUUCUCCCUUUCAAUUACGGGUCCUACCACCUUUUUAUUUAUGUGCGUUGAAUCUUUAGGUCAAACUAGAAUUCAAGAUGCGUGCCAUUUUCGAAAUUCUCAGUGUAUUAUAUGUACCUCAGUCAAUUAGUAGAGAUGAGAGUGGCGUAUUUUCGGGUUGCUAUUUAUGAAAUUUGGAGCGAAAUCGUGUACAUAUAAGUUUGUAAUUUCAGAUUAAUAAGCAGGAGGUUUAUAAUAUAUAUAUAUUUCAUAGCCACGUUACGUUGUACAUAUUUCACCUCCUUGCAAAUAUUUUUUAGUACAAUUAAUAAAGUUCAAGGUUUUCCAGAACUCUUUUCUGAACUCUUUCUGUGGUAACGUUCUAUAUCAUUCAAUAUUACACUUAACAUCGAGACAUGUCACACUUAAUUGCAACAGAAAAGAAAUAAAGGGGAAAGUUUUGUCUGA